AUGGCAUCCUUAUUAGGCGCUGGCUAUGAUUCCAGCGACGACGACACGAAUACAUUGCCCAAGGCUCAUGCGACAAGCGCUACCACCAUUGUAGCAGCACCAGAUGUGAAUACAGAGGAUCAAGCACAUAUGCAGAUGAUGCUCGCCAACACCUCCUCGGGCGCCCUCACCUACAACGCCACAUACGAUGAUCUGUCACGACCGUCACAAGGCCCGUCGAACCCUUUCCGCUCUUCCGAUGUAGGAAAUGGGUUGAAGCGUAAGAAUGUGCCCUCGGGGUUCGCCGAGGAGGCUGCCUUCAGCGAGGCGACGUUUGCCACACAUCACCGCACGUUCCAGAGUCUGGGAUACACGCGCAACCCAGGGGCCCCGGACGCAUUCAUCGGCGACCUGGACCGCGCCGCGCAAAUGGGUGGGCGGGAUAUUGUGCAAAUGAAGCCGUCCAAGGAGGUAUCUGCUGCGCUGCGCGCCAAAAGGCAGAAGAAGGGUGACGCGAGCAUCGUCGAGGGCGACGGCGCGUAUCGGGGUCCGUGGGCAAAAUACGUGGACGAUGACUACGUCUAUGAGAAGGAGGCUGCCGCUGACGACCACGAGCUGGCAAGUGACGAGGAAUACGUUGAGGAGGAUGAGGAGGAACAGCAGGCGGCCGUUCCCGCCGAGGUAAUGCCGGCCAUGAACAAGGCGGCGACAGACUACCAGGACGACUCGACUCAUGCAGAGACGACCGAGUUCCACGGAUCAGAGCAGUUCGAUUACCUGGGCCGGACGUACAUGCAUGUGCCUCAGGAUCUGGACAUCGACCUGCGCAAGGAACCGGGCAGCACCAAGAACUACGUGCCCAAGAAGCUGGUGCAAACGUGGAAGUCGCACACCAAACCCAUCACCUCGCUGCGGUUCUUGCCGAAGUCGGGUCACCUGCUGCUCUCGUCGGCUGCGGACGGCAAGGCCAAGAUUUGGGAUGUGUACCACUCCCGCGAGCUGCUGCGGACGUUUUCGGGCCACUCCAAGGCUAUUACGGACACUGACUUCCACCGCUCGGGCACGACGUUCCUGACGGCUUCGUACGACCGACAGAUGAAGCUGUGGGAUACCGAGUACGGGAAAUGCAUUGCCCGCUUCACAACGGGCAAGACCCCGCACGUCGUGCGCUUCAACCCGGGCGCGGAGAACGGACAUGAGUUCCUGGCGGGCAUGUCGGACAAGAAGAUCGUGCAGUUCGACACGCGCACGGGCGAGCUCGUCCAGGAGUACGACCACCACCUGGCGGCAGUCAACACUCUCACCUUUGUGGAUAACAACCGGCGCUUCAUCUCGACCUCGGACGACAAGUCGCUCCGUGCAUGGGAGUACGGGAUCCCCGUGCCGAUCAAGUUCAUCGCGGAGCCGUACAUGUUCGCGCUGAACCGCGCUUCGCUGCACCCGAACGGCAAGUAUGUCGCCUUCCAGUCAGGCGACAACCAGAUCGUCGUCUACGGCGCGACGGACAAGUUCCGCCAGAACCGCAAGAAGAGCUACCGUGGCCACAACAAUGCAGGGUAUGCCAUCGACGUCAAGAUCUCCCCGGACGGCCAGUUCGUCGCCUCGGGUGACUCGGGCGGCUACGUCUGCUUCUGGGACUGGAAGACCGGCAAGAUGUACCAUAAGAUCCUCGCGGGGGGGAAAGAGGGCGGUGCCAUCACCUGUCUCGACUGGCAUCCCCAGGAGACCAGCAAGGUCGUCACCGGUGGCUUGGAGGGUGUCAUCAAAUACUGGGAUUAA
Penicilliopsis zonata CBS 506.65 is the source of this 1758-nucleotide messenger RNA. RefSeq lists its product as hypothetical. The transcript has 2 exons. Gene Ontology annotation, molecular function: mRNA binding; protein binding. Gene Ontology annotation, cellular component: catalytic step 2 spliceosome. The record is from RefSeq and is a predicted model, not a curated record. Gene Ontology annotation, biological process: mRNA splicing, via spliceosome. Bases 1 to 1758 code for a protein of 585 amino acids. NCBI's taxonomy places the organism in Eukaryota, Fungi, Ascomycota, Eurotiomycetes, Eurotiales, Aspergillaceae.